UGAAGGUAUUCGUGAUUGAUCCUAACAAAGCUAUGGCGAAAGUUGAGAAAGUAAGUCUUCCACUAAGUUGUGCUAACUCAAAUCAUACCUGUUGGUCUGUGUAGGCUAUGCUUCGGGAACUCAGGGUAUGGCUCAGGCUGAGUGACUCGACUAAUAUCGUUCCGCUCCUUGGUUUCGCACGAGUUGGUAGUAUAUCACCAUUACCGGCUCUUGUUUCUAAAUGGAUGCCCUCUGGGACACUCUAUGUCUACCUGGAUAAAGAAACUCUUCCUGCUUCUGCGAAAGUCAAAUUGGUCAAGGGUGUUGCUGAGGGCCUCAAUGAUCUUCACUCGCAGAAUGUUGUUCACGGAGACCUUCACCCUGGAAACGUGCUGAUCGACGGUUCAGGGAAUCCAUGUCUCACAGAUUUUGGUCUUGCAACAGUCGUAGGGGAUUCAGAGCUGCAGUUGACCACGACAACCGCGGCAGGCAAUUUCAAUUCCAGAUGGCGUGCACCUGAAGUUAUCGGAAUCGACUGUGACCCUGGCAGACCAAAUUUCAAGAGUGAUAUCUAUUCUUUUGGUGGUGUGAUGUUCUUUGUGUGAUCCCUUCGUCUUUCUUUAGCUCCAUAUUGAGAUUUCUUGCACAGAUCUUCUCUGGAGAUAUACCAUGGUCAGAGAAGAAGUAUUCGCAUCAGAUCACCGUUGAGCUGUCGAGAAGAACCAUUCCCACGCGUCCUGAGAAUGUCCUUAACGACACAUGGAGCUUGAUUCAACGAUGUUGGUCUUG
This is a messenger RNA of Suillus clintonianus, 768 nucleotides long. RefSeq names its product kinase-like domain-containing protein. The record is from RefSeq and is a predicted model, not a curated record. Lineage: Eukaryota; Fungi; Basidiomycota; Agaricomycetes; Boletales; Suillaceae. Gene Ontology annotation, molecular function: protein kinase activity; ATP binding. The transcript has 4 exons. Gene Ontology annotation, biological process: protein phosphorylation. The coding region runs from base 108 to 584 and encodes 158 amino acids.